Molecule: messenger RNA, 840 nt
Organism: Hemisphaericaspora subhashii
Lineage: Eukaryota; Fungi; Ascomycota; Pichiomycetes; Serinales; Debaryomycetaceae
Gene: ARD
Product: Ardp
Exons: 1
Coding region: 1-840 (279 amino acids)
Molecular function (GO): oxidoreductase activity, acting on the CH-OH group of donors, NAD or NADP as acceptor
Source: RefSeq, a predicted model, not a curated record
AUGUCUGUUUACUCCUACGAAAACGUUGUUCCAAAUUUCAGAUUAGAUGGAAGAUUAGCUAUCCUCACUGGUGGAUCAGGCGGUUUAGCAUCCGUCGUUUCCCGUGCUUUAUUGGCUCAAGGGGCCGAUGUGGCCCUUAUAGAUAUCAACUUAGAACGUACCCAACUAGCUGCCAAAGAAGUAUUAGCCUGGGGUCAAGAAACAUUAAAAGGUACUCAUGAAUCUCCAAUCGGUAAAGUUUCUGCAUGGUCAUGUAACAUUGGAGAUGCUGAAUCGGUUGAAUCCACAUUUCAGGCAAUUAAUAUACAUCAUGACAAGAUUGCUGAUAUAUUAAUUAAUACUGCUGGAUAUUGUGAAAAUUUCCCGGCUGAAGAUUAUCCUGCUAAAAAUGCCGAAAAUAUAAUGAAAGUUAAUGGAUUAGGUUCAUUUUAUGUAUCACAAUCAUUUGCAAGACCAUUAAUUGAAAAUAAUUUACGUGGAUCAAUUAUUUUGAUUGGUUCAAUGUCUGGUACAAUUGUCAAUGAUCCACAACCUCAAUGUAUGUAUAAUAUGUCUAAAGCUGGUGUUAUUCAUUUAGUCAGAUCAUUAGCUUGUGAAUGGGCCAAAUAUAAUAUUAGAGUCAAUACUUUAUCUCCAGGAUAUAUCUUGACUCCAUUGACAAAAAACGUUAUUAGUGGUCAUACUGAAAUGAAAGAAGCUUGGGAAGGAAAGAUUCCAAUGAGGAGGAUGGCAGAACCAAAAGAAUUUGUAGGAUCUAUUUUAUAUUUAGCUAGUGAAUCAGCUAGUUCUUAUACCACUGGACAUAAUUUAGUAGUAGAUGGAGGUUAUGAAUGUUGGUAG